Molecule: messenger RNA, 995 nt
Organism: Limulus polyphemus (Atlantic horseshoe crab)
Lineage: Eukaryota; Metazoa; Arthropoda; Merostomata; Xiphosura; Limulidae
Product: 17-beta-hydroxysteroid dehydrogenase 13-like
Exons: 6
Coding region: 1-930 (309 amino acids)
Cellular component (GO): lipid droplet
Molecular function (GO): oxidoreductase activity, acting on the CH-OH group of donors, NAD or NADP as acceptor
Source: RefSeq, a predicted model, not a curated record
AUGUUCUUUGCUAUUGUUCAGUUGGUAUUAGAAUUAUUGGUGUUGUAUGGAAAAGCAUUCUUUAUGAUAUUGGAAGGAAUAUUCCGCCUGAUUUUUCCUGUAAGUGAAAAAUCUGUAAAAGAUGAAGUUGUUCUAAUAACCGGUGCUGGCCAUGGUAUCGGCCGCGAGCUUGCUUUACAAUUUGCUAAAAAACAAGCCAUUCUAGUGUUGUGGGAUAUUAAUGAGAAUGAAAUUCAGAAUGUGGCAGAAGAGGUUAGGAAGCUUGGAGGUGUGGCUCAUAUCUACAAGUGUGACGUAUCAGAUUUACACCAGGUGGAGUCUAUAGCGGCUCGUAUUCAGCAGGAAGUUGGUGACGUCAGUAUUUUAUUCAACAAUGCUGGUGUCGUAAAUCUGAAGCCAUUCAAUGAAUUAGAACCAGCGGAAAUUCAGAGAACUUUAUCUGUUAAUACGCUGGCUCAUUUCUGGACACUCAGGCAGUUCUUACCCCGAAUGAUAGAACUAGGACGAGGUCACGUGGUAGCAAUGAGUUCUGUAUGUGGUAUUCUUGGUGGACCCUAUACGACAGAUUACAGUGCCUCUAAGCAUGCUGUGAUUGGACUGAUGAAAGCGCUCGAAGAAGAACUCCAUUUUAUCGGGAAAGGUGACAUUAUACACUUCACAGCGAUCUGUCCCACCAUCGUCGACACAGGCUUUGUACACCAUCCUCAUACUAGGUUUCCCGAGAUUUUGCCAAUCCUACACCCGAAGAAAGUGGCUAGAGAAGCGGUAAAUGCUGUACUAACCAAUAAACGAAUCGCUGUUGUACCUUCAUGGCUUGGCUAUUUAAUUCCUAUUUUCAGACUGUUUCCAGACAAAGUCUUCAUCAUGUUUCAACGAUUCCUUGACCAAGCUGCUAAUCCAAACGAUAGCUUGCGUGCGAAAGUUCACUAGGAUACAGAGGACGGCUUUUAAAUUUUUUAUUGUUAUCUGAGUAGUCCAGUUUGUUGGGGGGAAGA